GGUCGACAAAAGGAUCAAAAGAGCAACCUGGCAGCAGGAAAGAAAGAAGAAGCAAGAAGAAAAAAAAAACUCCUCACGUCGACUCGAUUGAACAGGAAAGGUCGAAGCAUGGAAAGAGAUCCCUCAUAACGAAACGGCUAAUAGAUGAAAACACUUGGAAGAAUGGAAAGUCUACAAUUGAGGAUCUAAUGAGAAAAUCACCAGAAAUUCACGAAAAAUGCCCAGAACAUCUGAUGAACGCCCAAGCCCAAAGCAUAUUACCCAGAAAAACAAAAAGUUCUUGUUUCAAACGCAUCAACAAAUCGAAAAGCAAAGAAAACUUACUCAUACUCAUGGUAGUUG
This is a messenger RNA of Striga hermonthica, 342 nucleotides long. The record is from the annotation of a GenBank genome assembly. NCBI's taxonomy places the organism in Eukaryota, Viridiplantae, Streptophyta, Magnoliopsida, Lamiales, Orobanchaceae.